This is a messenger RNA of Episyrphus balteatus (marmalade hoverfly), 1549 nucleotides long. It is a transcript of the gene ase, whose product is annotated as achaete-scute complex protein T8. Gene Ontology annotation, biological process: regulation of transcription by RNA polymerase II; developmental process. Gene Ontology annotation, molecular function: protein dimerization activity; DNA-binding transcription factor activity, RNA polymerase II-specific; RNA polymerase II transcription regulatory region sequence-specific DNA binding. Lineage: Eukaryota; Metazoa; Arthropoda; Insecta; Diptera; Syrphidae. The record is from RefSeq and is a predicted model, not a curated record. The coding region runs from base 8 to 1549 and encodes 513 amino acids. The transcript has a single exon.
AACGGCAAUGGCAACAAUUGGCAUUAUGUCUUAUGGUAUGCCGCCAAAUUUAAAGCUCAAAAAUACCUUUAAUAAAAUUACAAUUACCACGAAUAACAACGCGGGAAUCUUAAGUGACAAUUCGAGCAAUAAACUUGUGAUCAAUAGCAAUUCGAUUGUGAAGAAAAUCAAAGAUUUUGGAAUGAUAGGCAGUGUGAAUAACAGUGGUGCCGUUAUAAUGAGAAAAAAACAAAAGCUAAUUCCGUUGAAUACGUCCAAUUGUGAGAAUGUCCUUCCACAAAGUCAGAGUGGAGGGAAGCAACCUCCAGCGAAAAAGAUGAAAAUUGCAACGAAAAGUGCUGAACAAAAGGCGGGAAAAUCGGGUGGCGAUGAGUUGACGCUAGGAACUCCAGGACGAAAAGGAUUACCAGCUCCUCAAGCAGUGGCUCGCCGCAAUGCUCGUGAACGAAAUCGUGUGAAGCAAGUUAACAACGGUUUUGCCGCUCUCCGUCAGCAUAUUCCAGAAGAGAUUGCAAAGGCUUUCGAACCUGUUGGAGGUGCAUCGGUUACGAAAGGAGCAUCGAAGAAGCUUAGUAAAGUCGAGACCCUUCGAAUGGCCGUGGAAUACAUCCGUGGUUUAGAAAAACUUCUCGGCUACGAAAUACCUCCUGUAUCGCCACUUUCUGCUGAUGAUGGAUGCUUUGCCAAUAUAAAGGAUGAAUUCGGAUCAAACUCACCAAUGAACGAUAACUUUGACAACUACGAUGACAGCAAUGGAGCCACCGAUUUGGACCAAGAACAGGAUCUCGAUUUCUCACAAAUGACUGAAAGUUUGCCCAACAUUACCACUCUAAAUGGACUGCAAUACAUUCGAAUUCCAGGAACAAAUACCUAUCAAUUAUUGACCCCUGAUAUCUUUGGCAACGAAGAGAAUUUCGUUCCCUUAAUCGACACUAAUUGUUAUCCCACUAAUGAUGACCUAACGAGCGAGGAUAUUCAGGUUUCCAUGAUGGCUGCAGUUGCACCUGCAUCGACCCCAUCCGAAAUGACGGUGGCACCUACCUCAACGACUUCGUCGAUGUGUUCGCCCCUAUCGUCAACGUCGAGUGUGUUAUCACCUGCGACCGGUGGUGUUUUAGUACAACAAACUAUGUCGCGUGCCACCAAUGACCUCUGCAUGAUGCCUCCCCAAUAUCAGACGAUGCACGAUGCCCCCCACAAUCAACAUCAUCAGCAGCAACAACAACAGCCGCAUGAUAAUCGCUUGGCGGCACACGUCAAGAUAGAACCUUCAGAUAUUGUUUACCAACAACAUUUACUGGGAAAUUUGUCACCCCAUGAUAUGGAGAGUGCUAGCCACGGUAAUUACAUAGCCAUUUCGUCAUCUUCACCAGGUGAAAAUAGUAAUGAGGAACACAGUUUGUACGAUAAUGUUGUCUAUUUGAAGAAGGAGCUUAACGAUGUUGUUCUAGAUACAUCUACAGCUGCGCUCUCGGAUGAAAGUAUGAUGGAUGCCAUUGAUUGGUGGGAGGCUAACACACCCAAGUCUGAUGGUGGACAUAUUUUGUAG